GUGCGCAGCGCCGCUUGCAGGAGUCAACUCCGCUGGUGCACGCUGUCUUCGACAGUUUGACGUGCGGACUUCUCCAAGUUGGAAGUGCGAGAUCAACCGCAACUUUAUCUGCUUUCACUGCAACGCAAACAGGUUCAAAAGGUUCAUCAUGGGAGCUCGCUUCAGCAAAGCGCGAGAAGCCCCAGCCACUCCUGCUGAAACUGCUGUCCCUGAACAGAAAGCUGCAGCAGAGCCAGCUGCCACACAGCCAGCCGGAGACUCUGGACCACCACAGACUCAGGAGGCUGUCAAGACAGAAAAUCCUGAGGUGGUGUUGGGGGAGGCAGUGACAGUGAAGGCGUGUUUACCCAAUGAAGAAUGUGUUGCGGAGUGCAAACCUCCAGAGGCUCCUGCUGCCUCAGACCCACUAACUGAUGCUGAGCCAGAGGCUGUGGCAAAGGAAACCCCAGCUCCAGUCCAGCCUGAGCCUGUGGUCUCAGUCAGCAAACCUGAACCUGUUGCUGAAGCUCAGCUUGCUCCAGAACCUGUUCCCGAACCAGAGCCUGUGUCCGAACCCGAGCCAGUUCCCGAACCAGAGGCAGAAGUCGAGACAGUCCCUGAACCCAUCUCAGAAUCAGUGCCAGCCCUAGCUGAAGCUCUGGAGCAGCAGAUAGACCUGCUUAACCAAGAGUCCCUCCCUGAGCCUCUGGUCGACCUUGGUGUCCCUGAUGUAACUCCCCCAGCUGCUGACAUUGCUGCCCCAGUCAUUGCCGACGAGCCCUUAGACAUCCCAAUGGCCGAGGCAUGCCUCGAGAGUGCUGAGGUUUCCGUGAUUCCUGCAUUUGAGCUGGAAAGGAGCGAGGAAACACCCGAAUCUGUGGAGAACCUGAUAGAGGUGGAGGCUGGCGGCAACUUGGAGCAGCUUGUGACCGACGUCAACGAGGAAGAUGUCCGUGGACUGCUGAAGAACUUAGAGCUGAAAGGAAAUGACCUUGUCGCUGACCUCAUUCCCACCGAUGACAAGAUCCCCGAUGGCGUGAGCGCAUCCACUGAGCUGAUGUGAAACCGUGGAAGAGGAUGCAUUAAAGAAGUGAACGGAUAUUGUUCUGUGAAACCCUCUUAACCCCUUACAUGCAUUCUGAAAGAAUCACAGGUGCAAUGUUUUCUCUUUCUCACUUAAGUGGCCAAAUAAAGGCAAAACAACUCUUUUUCUCUUUCCAAAUCAAAUGUGCCAAAAGAAGAAAAAAAAGGGUGUGUUGGUGGGGGUUUAACAGCACAUGGGGUUAUGAGUGUACUUAAGUGUAUUGCUGGACAACGGAGAUCUUCCUCUAUGCAAAUUCACCAAGUGAGAAUUUAAAUGCAUUUCUUUGAGAGACUUGAAGAAAACAAAGCCAUUGCUAUGUAACAACUCCCUACAGAAAAAAGGUUGAAGUAUGGUGUUGAUCGAGUACAAAAGGGGAAAAGCAAAAGCUUUUUGGUGGAUGUGUAAGUCGGCAGGGGACAGAGGCAAUGCAACCAAAGACGGAGACAGUACAUGCAUACCGCUAUACAGCAACAAACAAGUGUCCAAUAAACAUUUAUGCCUUAACAUUGUCAUGGACUUUGUAAUAUUCCUUAUCUUUAUUGUAUUUUCAAUACAGUUAUGGGAUUUGUUAACCCAAGUAGUGGCUUGCUUGUGAAAAUAAAAAUAUUAUUCUCCAUG
Epinephelus lanceolatus (giant grouper) is the source of this 1681-nucleotide messenger RNA. RefSeq lists its product as uncharacterized. NCBI's taxonomy places the organism in Eukaryota, Metazoa, Chordata, Actinopteri, Perciformes, Serranidae. The record is from RefSeq and is a predicted model, not a curated record.